Messenger RNA from Arachis ipaensis, 1534 nucleotides. Lineage: Eukaryota; Viridiplantae; Streptophyta; Magnoliopsida; Fabales; Fabaceae. The record is from RefSeq and is a predicted model, not a curated record.
AAUUUUCGAAAAUGUCCUCACCGAAAAUAACAACCGAUCCUUCUUUGAAAAUUUUCCCCACCCUCCGGCAGCAGCUGAUGUCUCCUCCCUUCGCCAGUUCUCCCUUUUUCGAUGUCGUCGUCAAUUGAGCCCAAGACCCUAAGGCUGGCUCUCUAAACCCCCAAAAUAAUUUCAGCCUACAGCCAUAAAAUUUUUGUAAGCCUUAACCUUAAUUAAGCCCUCCCAAAAAAAUUAAAACAGGGCUGGCCCUAAAAGCCCCAAAUCUGAUCUCCUCCUCCCUGACCCUGAGAUGCUGAAAGUCUGAAACGGGGAAACCUGCGCGGUGCUCCUCCUCCUCCUCUGCAUUCUACUUUUGCAUUCUGCUCCUCCUACUACGGUGGACGACGCGGUGGCUCCUCCUCCUCCCUGACGCGGUGCUCCUCCUUCUUGAUGCGGUGGACGAAAUCAGUGGCUGCUCCUCCUCCCUGACGCGGAAUCAGAGUUUUCGGAUGCAGUCUUAUGAAUUGGGCUGCUUGCUGAAAUGAAAGGAAAGGGGACUAGUGACACUGUUAGUGUAGUUGAUGGUGAUGGAAACCAGUGUUGCUGGUGGUGGUGGCUGGUUCACAAGGGAACAACAACUACAUUCCUUAUUGUUGGAUUGUUUGCACUUUUGGUUCGCGCCGCAGUGUCCCUCCACCCUUACUCCGGUUUUGCUAACCCUCCGAAAUUUGGGGACUAUGAGGCACAGAGGCAUUGGAUGGAGAUCACCAUCAAUCUCCCAAUUCAAGAAUGGUAUAGAAACAGCACCAGCAAUGAUUUGAGCUACUGGGGCCUUGAUUAUCCACCACUCACCGCUUACCAGAGUUUCAUUCAUGGCCUUUUUCUGAGAUUUGUGCACCCUGAAUCUGUUUCCCUUUUCACCUCCAGAGGUCAUGAGUCUUAUCUCGGAAAACUACUAAUGAGGUGGACAGUGUUAUCAUCUGAUUUGUUGAUACUCUUUCCAGCUGUUCUGUACUUUGUUAUUGUUCGCUAUGGUCAACCUUCAAGGAGUCGUAAAAGUGACAUAGGAUGGCACAUUGCCAUGCUUUUGUUAAACCCCUGUUUGAUCUUAAUUGACCACGGUCACUUUCAGUACAACUGCAUCAGCUUGGGCUUUACCAUUGGAGCUGUUGCUGGUGUCCUCUCUGGGAAGGAUCUUGUAGCAUGUGUUUUGUAUUGUCUAGCUCUAAAUCAUAAGCAGGUUUUAAUCUCUGAUCUUAGCAUGGGUCUAUUUGUCAUUAAUUUCUUUUACUACUUUCAGCUAUUAUACAUAGUCUAUACCAUGUAUGGUCAAUGGUCAUAUAGGAUUGCUCAACCCUGUCCAGGUGGAAUUGUCACUAAAAAAUUGGGUGUGUGUUUAUAGUUUGUGUGCAUGGUGAAUGGUCAUACAUAUAUGUCUCUUAAUUAUAUGUUAAUGUGUGCAUGGUGAAUUGUAUCUUGAUAUAUCUUUAGGCUGUAUUAUUGCUUUGCGUCAAAUAAAUCCUAUUAACAUUUUACUUGACCAAUCUUGAUACUG